AUGGCGACCCAUGCAUCAGCAACCCCGACCACCACUAACGGCGACGCGCGGGGACCUUUGAGCAACUCCACAGCCGGAAAUAUGUCUGCACCAACGCCUACUGUGAAUCGCAAGAAACAAAAGCGUCGACAGAAACAAGCUGCUCGCUUGGCGGCGGAGCCAUCCGAGUCUCAUACCGCCGGAGCUGCUGCGGACCACCCCGACGAUCGACAUGUCUACGAUGAUAACGCCGACCUUGACACUGCUGACUCCAACCACACGGACCCAGAUACCAUGUACAAGAAUGGAGAGUCCAGUUCUCAGCAUGAUUUCAAUGGAACGACGAUGUCGAACGACCCCGCCGACCAUCCAGAUCAUCCCGGCCAUAAAUCGAAAAAGAAGAAAAACAAGAAAGGCCGGUCUGGCUCUCGCACGCUCGCAGAUGGCAGCUCAACUCCUCUUUCGACUCCCUCCGCUACAUUCUCCCAUCCGCCCCCGCAUUCGCACUCUCUACCCUACGGUCAUCGUUUCCCGGCCAGGUCAGCCAAAGGAAGCAGUAUCUGGAAUCAGUCAUCGUUGGAGGAACGUGAGAACAUUCGGACUUUCUGGUUUGAAUUGGGCGAGGAAGAACGUCGCCAGCUCGUUAAAGUGGAGAAAGACGCUGUUUUGAAGAAGAUGAAGGAACAACAGAAGCACUCUUGCAGUUGCACUGUCUGUGGCCGAAAGCGAACCGCUAUCGAGGAAGAGCUGGAGGUCUUGUACGAUGCAUACUACGAAGAACUUGAACAAUACGCAAACAACAACCAAGGCUCCUUUGACGAAGGUGCUCCCAUUAUCCCUCCCCCUCGACUGUACCAACCCCCUCUCCGAUCACCUGGUCAACAUACUCGCACGCACGGUCAAUUCCACCCAUCACGGGGCCGAGUCCAAGAAUUGCCCGAGGAUGAUGAAGAUGACUUUGAGGACGAUUAUGACGACGAAGACGAGGAAGAUGAAGACGAGGAUGAGCUGUACAGUGACGAGGAGUACGAGGACGAGGACGCGCGUGCUGCUCGGGCCGACUUCUUUGCCUUUGGAAAUAGUCUCACGGUGAAAGAUGGUAUCCUUACUGUAGCCGAUGACCUUCUCAAAAACGAUGGUAAACACUUCAUUGAUAUGAUGGAGCAACUAGCCGAACGCCGCAUGCAACGAGAAGAAGAUACACAGUACAACAUCGCCGCAGCCCACCAAUCUUUCCAUGCCGGUCAUAACCAUGGGCCUCUCGAUGACGAAGACUACGACGACGAAGAUGAUGAUGAUUACGAUAGUCAGGAGGAAGAAGAAUUCGAUGAGGACGAGAUGGAUGCUAUGACUGAAGAGCAGCGCAUGCAAGAAGGGCGACGAAUGUUUCAGAUAUUUGCCGCUCGAAUGUUUGAGCAACGAGUCAUGACGGCAUAUCGAGAGAAGGUCGCCGAGCAGCGGCAGAAGCAGCUUAUUGAAGAACUCCUGGAAGAGGAGAACCGAGAGGAGCAGCGGAACGCCAAAAAGGCCCGAGAAGCGCAGAAAAAGAAGGACAAGAAGCGCUUACAGAAGCAAGCCAAGGAAGAGGAAAAGGCUCGCCGUGAUGCAGAGAAAGCAGCCGAGGAAGCCGCCGCGAAGGCUGCGCACGAGAAGAAGUUGGAGGAGCAACGGAUUAAGCGCGAGGAGCAACGAAAGAAGCGCGAAGCCGAACGCAAAGCACAGGAGGAUGAGCGUGCUCGCAAAGAAGCCGAGAAACAACGGCGUGCCAAGGAAGAGCGCGAGCGUCAAGCCGAAGCCGAGCGGAAGCAGCGUGAGCAAAAGGAGGAAAAGAAACGUCGAGAAGAAGCGAAGCGCAAGGAGAAAGAGGAGCGAGAUAGAAAGACCAAAGAAGCACAGGAGCGCAAAGCUCGUGAGGAACAGGCGAAGAAGGAUCGUGAUAUUGCGACCAGAGCAGAGCAAGCGGCGAAGCCUUAUAUGCAGGCUAAGCCGAUCUCGCAUGUUGGCUCUAUCCCACUCACUUCUGCCCUUCAGUCGCAAGCUCAUCCUGGCUCAUUCCAAUCGCCGCACUACGCUGUGGCUACUCCUCUCGCUCCGAAAGCUUCAACCCCCAGCAGGCCCCGCCAGCCAUCCCAGCAGGGGUCCCACUCUUCCUCUCCUCACUCGCAAACAGCAAGCUCAGAUUUCCCAUUGCAGCCUUCAAUUUCUCCGCGCUCUCUAGCGCAAUCGCAAUCGCAAUCUGGAGCACCGGGCUUUGGUCGACAUUUGCAGCAGCAACCACCUCAGUUGCACCACCCUCAACCUUCCGCUCCUCUCUCGCCUCUUGGUCGCAGUAAUCCGCCUGGUUUCCCGGCCCUCGGUGGUCUGCCAACCAACCCUCCGGGCCUACCGGGAAUGGGUGGUCGGCCCCUUCAUCCACCCGAUCUGCCAAUGUACUCUCCAAAUUCGGCGAUGAUGAACCCCCUUCGAGGCUUCGGUGUCCCCGGAAGCAUUCCUGCACCACCCGGUAUCAAUGGAGUCCGCCCAAUGCCUCCAGGUCGAGGGUUCCCGCUACCUGAAACUGGGCACGGUCUGCCAUUCCCGGGCCAUCAUGGUGUUCCUGGAGCAUUCGCUAUGCAGCAACCUGUUUUGUCGAAGACUCAUUCAAGACAACCAUCUGGCUCGUUCGAACGCUCUCCACUAGAAUCCGGUACGCAGCCGUUCCCUAUUUCGCGUCCAAGCCCUAUCAAGCGCCCGCCGAGCACUGCACAUGAACAGCCGGAGCAUCAUGGCCAUGGUCACCCUCCACCGCAGAGCGACAUUGAUGGCUUGAGCGCGCAGCUGGGAAGCAGCGCGCUCCUCGAUGAUACAGACACUCCUUUCUCGUCGAACUUGUCGCAAUCAUUGCCUGGUGCUCCUGCUCCUGGGCCAUAUGCGUCACCAGCGAGAGCCAGUUUCCAAGGGUCGUUGUUCACGGACUCUCUGGGAGCCAAGCAUACACCUUUUGUAGGUGGUUCUAGCUGGGGUGUGCCUGCGCCUUUCGGAGGGCCCGCUUUCCCUGGUGCCUCUACCUGGGGAGCUACGACUGGCAGCGGUUGGUCUCACAACGCUUUCGCGGCCGGUGGCCUUCACCGACCACACACCUCGCGGCCUGUUACUGUCCGCCUACUGGUAAUCCAAGCCUGCAAAUACCUCAACACUCUCAGCCCACGUGUCGGCUCGGGUGGUUACCAUGAUGUGAACGUCGUUCUCGACCAGGUUGAGCAGUUGCGGUCUCCAUCCGAGCAGGCGAUCUCCCUGGACGAGAUGCUCGAGAUUUGCGACACGGAAGGCAGUUCUCAGAAUGGCGGUGGCUCUUUCUCCAUCAAGAAUGAAGGAAAGGGCCAGUUCGUCAAGUUCGAGCCGGACACGAACAGUGCAGUGGUUGGUCACCGAGGUAGCAUCGUGCCGGGUGAUAUCGGUAGUCCCGUUCCAAGUCAUAGCAAUCCAGCCGUCUUUGGUGGAUUCGGUGCGCCUACGCCCUCGGUGCUGCGACAGUACUCUUCUCCCGCGGCUGGGUUGUUCGGCGGAACUUCUUAA
This is a messenger RNA of Penicillium subrubescens, 3534 nucleotides long. RefSeq lists its product as uncharacterized. The coding region runs from base 1 to 3534 and encodes 1177 amino acids. Lineage: Eukaryota; Fungi; Ascomycota; Eurotiomycetes; Eurotiales; Aspergillaceae. The record is from RefSeq and is a predicted model, not a curated record. The transcript is spliced from 5 exons.